Messenger RNA from Punctularia strigosozonata HHB-11173 SS5, 1023 nucleotides. RefSeq lists its product as uncharacterized. The transcript has 4 exons. Lineage: Eukaryota; Fungi; Basidiomycota; Agaricomycetes; Corticiales; Punctulariaceae. The record is from RefSeq and is a predicted model, not a curated record. Bases 1 to 1023 code for a protein of 340 amino acids.
AUGCCUAGCACUGGUUCAGGAACUGGGACUGGACCGCCAAGGGUCCCCACUCAGAUGGAGAUCUUGGCAAUUUUUGCCGACGCGAUCCGUGAACUUGUCACCCAGACAUCUACGCCGACACGUUCUGGGCUCAUCGACGCUUUGUUGGGUCCUAUCGUUGCUCUGCAUGCCGAACUGCAUCAUGUGGACCAACCUGCGCACACUCCGGUUGAACCACUCCGCGGCAUCAAUAUCACCGAAGACGACCCUGAUUACCAAGAAUUGGCGAGUCUUCAUGCGUCACUCAAUGAAGAUUUUUCGGCGUCCCCGGCGUCCCCAAUCAAGCAGCGCGCCCCUCUCUACUUCCCCCCGCAAUCACCAUCACCCGUGCCUCCGGUCUUGUCGUCAUCCACGGUGAACACGAGCCGUACCUCCCGGCUGCCGGCGAGUGCGCCUACGACCCCGCUUACUAGCCGAUCAGUUGGUGUUCCCGACCGAGAUCGCGGCCCAGUCGGUGGUGUUACUCGAUCGCGUUAUGCGACUUCUUGCCGUGACCCCUCCGAAUCGAGCACCUCGACUUAUCACCCAGUCCAGUGCAACGAAUCUGUUUCAUCUUCUCUCGCCUCGAAUGUACGAACACCACGAAUGCCGAACAUCUCGACCUCCGCAACCGAACGUCACGUCACCUUUGCACCGACGCCAACAUCGUCGCCUGCUUCGACCGCUCGAGUCUCGCAGGUGUCGUCUUCCGAGAGCUACGUCAUUGCGGAUAGUAGCGACAUCAUUACAUCUGUCGAUGGCUUGACCCUUGCAGACAAUCCAGAAGGAGUCGUAUAUCAUCUUCCAACCCGCGAGCAAUGCAGAAAUGCCAAGAAGUUCUACGUUGUCGUCGUGGGUACUGAGGUCGGCAUCUUCACCCUCUGGGCUACAGCCCGCACCGCGUCCCAUUGCUCCGGGGCGAUUAUGGAGUCAUUCGCUACUUACGACACUGCAUUCAAAGCUUUCCGUGACUCUCUCAGGCUAAGGAACGUUAGGAUUGUGUAG